Messenger RNA from Lagenorhynchus albirostris (white-beaked dolphin), 3536 nucleotides. RefSeq names its product cytidine monophosphate-N-acetylneuraminic acid hydroxylase. The transcript is spliced from 18 exons. The record is from RefSeq and is a predicted model, not a curated record. Bases 294 to 2225 code for a protein of 643 amino acids. Lineage: Eukaryota; Metazoa; Chordata; Mammalia; Artiodactyla; Delphinidae. Gene Ontology annotation, molecular function: 2 iron, 2 sulfur cluster binding.
GAAAUUAGCAACUGGCUCUCUGUGUGGCUAUGCCUCCUCCUCCCUGCCUCGGUAGGAACCAGCAAACUCUUGCUGGGUGAGCACUGGAGAGAAAGUCUGAUAAGCUUUAAAAGAGGUGGCAAGGAAAACCAGCCCCCUGUGGACGCUACCCAUAUGGAAACAGGCCAAGACUGGAAACACCUUUAGGAAGAAGGGUAUCCAAGACUAAUGCCUCCUGAGAGCGAAUGAGUCAUAGAACCUGAAGGAGCAACUGCAGUUCUUCUGAAAUACCCAGAGAGAGGCAACGACAGACCAUGGGCAGCAUCGAACAAACAACUGAGAUCCUGUUGUGUCUCUCACCUGCUGAAGUUGCCAAUCUCAAGGAAGGGAUCAAUUUUGUUCGAAAUAAGAGCACUGGCAAAGAUUACAUCUUAUAUAAAAGUAAGAGCCACCUGCGAGCAUGCAAGAAUAUGUGCAAGCACCAAGGAGGCCUGUUCAUAAAAGACAUCGAGGAUUUAGACGGAAGGUCUGUUAGAUGCACAAAACACAACUGGAAGUUGGAUGUGAGCACCAUGAAGUAUAUCAAUCCUCCAGGCAGCUUCUGUCAAGAUGAACUGGUUGUGGAAAAGAAUGAAGAAAAUGGACUUUUGUUUCUAGAACUGAAUCCUCCUAACCCCUGGGAUUCAGAGCCCAGAUCUCCUGAAGAUUUGGCUUUUGGGGAAGUGCAGAUAACAUACCUGACCCAUGCCUGCAUGGACCUCAAGCUGGGAGACAAGAGGAUGGUGUUUGACCCUUGGUUAAUCGGUCCUGCUUUUGCCCGAGGAUGGUGGUUACUGCAUGAGCCUCCAUCUGACUGGCUGGAGAGGCUGUACCAAGCGGACCUAAUUUACAUCAGUCACAUGCACUCAGACCAUCUGAGGCCUCUCACUGCUGUGGCCUCUUCCGUUGCGGAGCACAGGCUCCGGACACGUGGGCUCAGCGGCCAUGGCUCACGGGCCCAGCCACUCCGCGGCAUGCGGGAUCUUCCCAGACCGGGGCACAGUCCCCUGCAUCGGCAGGCGGGCUCUCAACCACUGUGCCACCAGGAAAGCCCCCCUUUUUUAGUUCAACAUUUAUGUUACCCCACACUGAAGAAGGUUGCUGGAAGAAGACCAGAUAUUCCCAUUUAUGUUGGAAACACGGAAAGACCUGUCUUUUGGAAUCUGAAGCGGAGUGGUGUCCAGUUGACUAAUAUCAAUGUAGUGCCAUUUGGAAUAUGGCAGCAGGUAGACAGAAAUCUUCGAUUCAUGAUCUUGAUGGAUGGCGUUCAUCCUGAGAUGGACACUUGCAUUAUCGUGGAAUACAAAGGUCAUAAAAUACUCAAUACAGUGGAUUGCACCAGACCCAAUGGGGGAAGGCUGCCUAUGAAGGUUGAUCUAAUGAUGAGUGAUUUUGCCGGAGGGGCAUCAGGCUUUCCGAUGACUUUCAGUGGUGGAAAAUUUACUGAGGAAUGGAAAGCCCAAUUCAUUAAAACAGAAAGGAAGAAACUCCUGAACUACAAGGCUCGGCUGGUGAAGGACCUACAACCCCGAAUUUAUUGCCCUUUUGCUGGGUACUUCGUGGAAUCUCACCCAUCAGACAAGUAUAUUAAAGAAACAAACAUCAAAAAUGACCCAAAUGAACUCAACAACCUUAUCAAGAAAAAUUCUGAUGUGUUAACAUGGACCCCACGACCUGGAGCCACUCUUGAUCUGGGAAGGGUGCUAAAGGAUCCAACAGACAGGAAAGGCAUCAUAGAGCCUCCAGAGGGGACUAAAAUUUACAAGGAUUCCUGGGACUUUGGACCAUAUUUGAGAAUCUUGAAUGCUGCUGUAGGAGAUGAGAUAUUUCGUCACUCAUGCUGGAUAAAAGAAUACUUCACUUGGGCUGGAUUUAAGGAUUAUAACCUGGUGGUCAGGAUGAUUGAGACAAAUGAGGACUUCAGCCCUUUUCCUGGAGGAUAUGACUAUUUGGUUGACUUUCUAGAUUUAUCCUUUCCAAAAGAAAGACCAAGCCGGGAACAUCCGUAUGAGGAAAUUCGGAGCCGGGUUGAUGUUAUCAGACACGUGGUGAAGAAUGGUCUGCUCUGGGAUGACUUGUAUAUAGGAUUCCAAACCCGGCUGCAGCGGGAUCCUGACGUAUACCAUCAUCUGUUUUGGAACCAUUUUCAAAUAAAACUCCCCCUAACACCACCCAACUGGAAGUCCUUCCUGAUGUACUGUGGGUAGAGAGGACCUGAGAUUUCCCAGUUCACAGGGAUACCAAGCAACAUGAAAAAUUCAAGUAUUUACUGAUGCUACAUCUUGAACAUAGACGCUUAUACCAAAGAGACCAUGCCUUAUUGACAUCAGCAGUGGAUAAUUACAUGUUGCAUUUGUGAAAUGUUCACGUAUCUUAUGUUUGUUGGAUCACUACAUAGAUUAUUAAUAUUUUACUUAUUCCGUCCAUAAUUUUCUAUAAAAGAACCAAUGAACGCAAUAGGAACAACUUCUCUGUGGAAAAGAAAGAUAACAGGAGAUGUAAAUCCAAGCACAGAAGAAAUAGAAGGGGUGGAGAAAAGGUUUCCUAGAAGACAGUGAAGAAAAAGGAAGGGGGUGGGGGAGCAGAAGUUAAGCUAGAAGAAGAGAAGAAAGAAGAGAAAUAGAUAAAUGAGAGGCUAUAAGAAGAAAAUAGGGAAGAGAAAAAAUUAAGAUGGAACUUAAAAAGGUGAAUGUAAAAACAGACAUUUUGUUCCUUAAUAGAUUGAUUCCCCAAACAGAGUCUGUGAAUCUAAUUGAGUAAGAAGUGUUCAUGAGCUGUUUUCAAUUUUUCAAAAAGCUUUGUUGAAAUCGUCUAUUUACCAAAACAAGGCUGCAGAGGCUACCCUAAAAUGUAAUACUUUCGUUGGAACUGAAAGUAUUUUAAUUCGGUAACAAAAUCUGUUAUUUAAUGUAAAUUAUAAAUUCUAACAAAUGGCGGUAUCUUUUGACUAAAAAUACGAACACUAGCUAGUGAUAAAAUGAGUUUUAUAGACAAUAAUUUUCAAAAUCGAUAGAAUAAUGAACAAUAAAGACCCAUGUCUUGAAAAAAAUUAGGAAAUCCUCUUCUGAACAUUUGAAAAUGCUGUUGCAAUGGUUAAAAUAGGCAACUAAUUUAUUUCUGCUAAUGUCUGUAGUUUCUGAUGAUAUUCCCAUGAUUAUCACAUUAUCCCUAGGAAUAUGUGAUUGUUAACUACAUUUCUAUUUUACAUAUUGCUCUUUCCAGUAACACAAACCUCUCAUUGAUCUGAACAUCAAAAUUGAUUUUCUGAUUAUGUAUACUACCUCUUUAAUUCUGAAGAAACAAGAAUCCAAUGAUGGAAUUUAUCUCCUUAAAUCUCUUGAUUAUCUACAUCUCAUAAAGAUGAACACCAAUGAAGUUUGAUGGCUCUGGUCCACUUCACACAUUAUGCAUAUAUUUUGUGAUUUACAUUAUGCAUAUAUUUUAUAAAUUAUUUAAUUAUCACCAAAAAAUAAAUGUAUAUCAACAGAAUAUGUGUUAAAAUGUAUAUGAUGAGCAAA